This is a messenger RNA of Thyridium curvatum, 1344 nucleotides long. RefSeq lists its product as uncharacterized. The coding region runs from base 1 to 1344 and encodes 447 amino acids. The transcript is spliced from 2 exons. The record is from RefSeq and is a predicted model, not a curated record. Lineage: Eukaryota; Fungi; Ascomycota; Sordariomycetes; Thyridiales; Thyridiaceae. Gene Ontology annotation, molecular function: hydrolase activity, acting on carbon-nitrogen (but not peptide) bonds.
AUGGUUCGGACCAUCAUCUACAACGCCUCUAUCUUGACUCUGGAUGUUGCAGACAGUUUCUACUAUCCCGGGACCGUCGAGAUAGAGAAUGACCGGAUCAUCAAAGUGUACAGCGGCAAGCCGGGUGACGAGACCCUUAAUGACCCAUCAGCCGUUCUUCUCGACGGCACGGACAAGCUGGUCAUGCCCGGCCUUGUCGACUUGCAUUUUCACACAUCUGUUGCAAAGGGAUUCGGGGAUGAACUACCACUCAAAGAAUACCUGGAGGAGGUCUGGUACCCCGCCAUAAGGGCGUUGGACAAGGAGCGCGCCUUCACGGCUGCGAUGCACUCGUACUGCACCGCCGUCAAGUCCGGCACAACCACCGUGAACGAUAUGUAUCGCUUCGUCGGGUCCCUUGCGGACGCAGCCAGCAAGAUUGGCAUCAGGGCAGUCCUCAGCAACGAGGUGGCCCUGCCCGAAUACAAGCUCGAUCUCCUCGAGGACAAUGAGGUCUCCUUCAGGGAGAACAACGGUAGAGAUUUAGAUCGUAUCCGCGUCUGGCUGGGCCACGAAUGGAUGUGCACCUCGGAUCUGGAACUCAUGGCCCAAGUUGGACAGGCAAAGAAGAGGCUCGGGACCGGACUGCACAUACACCUCUCUGAGUCGGAGCAGGAGGUCCAGGAGGUCCAGGCCAAGUUUGGCAUGACGCCAGUGGAGAUAGCUUAUGAGUCUGGGUGUCUGGGUCCCGACACAGUGGCCGCGCACUGCGUGCACUUGACCGACGACGACAUCCAGCUGCUUGCAAAGACCGGCACUUCAGUCUCCUACAACCCAGGCUCCAACGCCAAGCUCGGCAACGGCAUCGCCCGCUUGCAGGAUCUACAAGCCGCGGGUGUCAACGUCGGCAUGGGCAUAGACGCUUUUGAGUGCGAAAACAGCCCCGACAUGUUCGAGCUGAUGAAGUUCGGCUCGCUGAUUCAACGGGGGCUUCACAAGGAUGCAUCGCUAGGGAAACCACCGCAGAUCCUCCGGAUGGCGACCCAGAAUGGCUGCAAAGCACUCGGCAUCGACGCCGGAGCAAUAGAGCCCGGGAAGAAGGCGGACCUCAUCGUCCUCGACCUCACCAAGAACCAUAUGUUCACGCCCCUGCUCAAGGAUCCAGCGAGGCGGAAAACAAUGCUAGAAAGCCAUCUCGUGUAUGGUUGCAACGGAUCCGCAGUGCAGCAUUCGAUCAUUGACGGGAAUAUUGUUAUGAAGGAUUUCAAAGUGCUAGCCAUUGAUGAAGAGGCGAUAAGGAAAGAGAUGGAUACCGUGUUCGAGGGCAUAGCGGAAGACAUGAAGUCGCUCAUCACAAGAGUGUGA